Owenia fusiformis is the source of this 1922-nucleotide messenger RNA. NCBI's taxonomy places the organism in Eukaryota, Metazoa, Annelida, Polychaeta, Sabellida, Oweniidae. The record is from the annotation of a GenBank genome assembly.
CAAUCAGUAGACUUAUAAAAAAAGAUUAGAAGGAUGGAGUCUAUCAUGAAUCUAGCUGUGAUAGUUUUCCUUGCUGGACUUAUAAAUCUAAGUGAAGGAACAAAUAGUAGCCACAUGAUUUAUGUAAAAACAGGGGAUUUAGGCAAUGGUACUGAAGGAGUUAGCAUAGUGAUUGAUUCUAAUACGUAUCUUCUUGAAUAUGAUGACCCUUCAAGAUCACCUUUCACUGGUAAUGGCACUGAUAGUUUUGAAAUAGAUGGCCCAGAUAUUGAUGUUGAGCUCAUAGAUCACAUUGAUGUUUUGUUAGAGCCAUGUGCCCAAGUAACUCAAUACCAAGGAAACACCGGAAGUUGGAAUUUAAUCAAGAUCGUCAUAAAGGAUGUAAACACUGGCAAUAAAUCCCGAUGUAUUUGUGAUUGUAUGAUUCCUAAUUGCUUUGAAGGCAUUACAACACUUAAUUGUUCUCUAGUGAAUGUGGUACAUGGUGGAUGGGGACCCUGGAUGAAAUAUACAAGUAGUGUUUGCUCCAGAACUUGUGGAUCUGGUACAAUCAUUUCCAGCUAUAGAGACUGCAACAAUCCGGCUCCUCAAAAUGGUGGGCGACAGUGUGUUGGUGAUAUAUAUGAGAUAGUACCUUGUAAUACACAGUGUUGUCCAGGAGAGUAUCCAAUCACAACCUUUACCAACUCGCCAAAGUACACAAUUGGAUCUCCAUCAAUUUCUUUGAGUUCUUUCUUUGAGCAUGUACUAGUUGGUAGGAUAACUGGACUGCAAAAUCUCACAACUGGCACAAGGAUUAAAGUUAAUGGACCCAUGUCUAGUCAUGAUGUUAAAAUUAAGAAUGCGGUCCGGGAAUUCUGUGACUCGAGUGUGUACAGAAUGACAAAGCCUCAACCUUCAGGAUUUAACUUGAGAUAUGAAGUAUCAGUAUCAAUUGAAGAUGAUUUACCCCUAUGUCUGGAUAAUUCAUCUUACGUUGCUGUCAUUCCACCAACAUUCACCGCAGAAAUGACAGGUAUAGGAUGUGAUGAGAUUGGAUGGAGAAAGAAUUUAUCCACGGAUUCUAGCUGCUUUAAAUUAGUUUCUACAGUACAUCACUCAUGGGACGCUGCAAGGUUAGCCUGUAUCGCUGAGGGGGCAGACUUAGCCACUUUCUCGAGCCAGCGACAGCAAAACUUUAUUUUGCAAUUAGCACAUAGUGGCUCACUUAUCUGGAUAGGCUUAACCAGCAAGUUGAAUGAUAUAGGCCGAUGGGAAUGGAUCAAUGGCACAUCAUAUGAGGGCUAUAUUACUACAAAAUAUUUAUCUUAUACUGCAGAGUGUGCUUACUUAAGCCAAACUGGAAUAGCUCCUGAAGCUUGUAGUCAAAGUAACACUGUAGUAUGUGAAAGGAGAGAUUGCACAAAACCAUGUUGCACGAAUACAUAUCAUGAUUUUGCAAUCACUGGCUACAAUGAUUUAACAAUACAAAAAGUUACAAUGUCUCAGUGUAUAGAUACAUGUGCCACAAGUAAUGCAUGUGAAAAUGUUGAAUACUGGUCAGGGGACAACUCAUGUGUUAUAUCUGAAACCAGUUUGAAAGAUGCAGUGGCUACAGAUAUUGGCAGUUUAAACAUUGAUAAGAGAGUGAAUUUCUAUGAGACCCAUUGUAAGGCCUGUAGGGGAAAUGAUAUAGUCCCCCAUGAUUCUGAUUCUAACACAUACUACAAGUGUAUAGAUGGUGUUUAUGUGGAACACCAAUGUCAAAGUGGUAUGUACAUGGAUUAUCAGGAAAGUGUGUGUGUUGAGUUACCUGUGUUAACACCACUAGAAAUGCAGUAUGGCUUUGGGUCCUUAUUCAUAACUAACUGUGAAGCUACUACACCACAAAGUACUGUAACUACAACUCAAAGUACUGUAACUACAACUCAAAGUACUGUAAC